AUGCCCGUGUCCGACCAGGCAUUUGUGACGCUGGCCACCAACGACGUCUACUGCCAGGGGGCUUUGGUGCUGGGGCAGUCGCUCCGGGAGCACAGGGCCACCAGGAGGCUGGUGGUGCUGGUCACGCCUCAGGUGUCCAACCCGCUCAGGGUUAUCCUCUCAAGGGUGUUUGAUGAGGUUAUCGAGGUGAACCUAAUAGACAGUGCGGACUACGUCCACCUGGCCUUUCUGAAGAGACCUGACCUCGGAAUCACUCUCACCAAGCUUCACUGCUGGACGCUCACCCAUUACAGCAAAUGUGUCUUCCUGGAUGCAGACACCCUGGUGCUGUCCAACAUCGAUGAGCUGUUCGACAGGAGGGAGUUCUCUGCGGCCCCGGAUCCCGGAUGGCCGGAUUGCUUCAAUAGCGGGGUGUUUGUCUUCCAACCCUCGCUGGAGACGCACAGCCUCUUGCUACAGCACGCCACCGACCACGGCAGCUUUGACGGGGCAGACCAAGGCUUGCUGAACAGUUUCUUCAGUAACUGGUCCACCGCUGACAUCCAGAAGCACUUGCCCUUCAUCUAUAACUUGAGCAGCAACACCACGUACACCUACAGUCCUGCUUUCAAACAAUUUGGCUCCAGCGCGAAGGUGGUCCACUUCCUGGGGUCCUCGAAGCCUUGGAACUACAAGUACAAUCCCCAGACGGGCUCCGUUUCGGAGGAGGGCUCCGGGCGGGCCGACCAGCAUCAGACGUCCUUCCUUAACCAGUGGUGGGGAAUUUACCACCGUCGCAUCUUGCCCCUUUGUGAGACUAUCCGGAACAAGGAUCACCAGGGGUCCCCAGGUCACACGGCUCGCCUCGGAGGCGUUGGGGGGCAGUGUUCCGGUGCAGUGGCCGCGGCAGAGGGGUCGUGUGCAAACCCAGCAGAGGGGCCCAGGCAGACUUGCUCUCCUGCCGGCUCGGAGAAGCCCGUGGGGGUGGAGGAAAACAGCGCUACUCUGGCGGCACGCCCUUCGGACGAGACGAUAGGUUGGCCAGAAAUAGAGACUUGUGCUGAAGUGCGACGUGACCCGUUGUCAACACCUUCCCCCCAGUUUGCAGACCUCACAGAGAUCCAAAGCUGUUCGCGGCGGGCGGAGAACACCGCAGGUGCCCCACCCGAGGACACCUUGGAACCGAGCCGGGAGCUCCCUGCGGAUGUCAGCAGGGACCCCAGUCCCCAGGACGCUCUAGAGGUGGACCUGACCAUUUCCGUCUCCCAGAUCUCCAUCGAAGAGAAGCCCAAGGUCCCGAGCCCCGAGGAGGAGCGGAGAAAGUGGGAGGAGGGACGGAUGGAUUACCUGGGGAAGGACGCCUUCGCCCGCAUUCAGGAAAAGCUGGACCGCUUCCUCCAGUGA
This is a messenger RNA of Rangifer tarandus platyrhynchus (Svalbard reindeer), 1383 nucleotides long. The record is from the annotation of a GenBank genome assembly. Lineage: Eukaryota; Metazoa; Chordata; Mammalia; Artiodactyla; Cervidae.